AUGUCAGCUCCAUCCUCUCUCUCGGCUCACUCACUUACUCCCUCUCCCAUUCCUCCGCUGAUAGCCUUGCAUGAAGGAUGGGAUGCGGGGCUUUCCGUCUUUUCCGCCAUCGUCGAUCCCCACCGACAAGUGCGGGAUCUGCUCAAGGAGUGGAGCGCCGCCCGGAGCGCGUCAUCCGCGACACCCAACCUCAGCCUUCCCCAAGCCCAAACCUCACGGCCAAUAAAAGACGAUCCAGACCACCCUCCAGAUCUUUGGCAAGUCGCCUAUGCCACUCUUGAUGACGAAUCUCGACUCAACUUCCUUCACCUCGACCGGUUGAUGGGGAUGCUCGCGCGUCAUUCGGGACACGCGCGCAGAGUACUGUACCAGAAACACCAGGCGAAGGGUCUGGUAUUUAACCUCGGGCAUGACAGAGUGUUGGACAUUAGAGGAACGGCGCAGAAUGUACUCCGAUCUGCCCUGGCCUUCAAAGAUGUUGUCAGUGCGGCAGCCGCUUUUGAUCCGACCGGCCAUGCGUCCAGUGCCUGGACCGUGGUCUCGCUCGCCAACGCGACGCAUUCUUCCUCUCCGCCGACGUUCUCGCCGACGCCCUUGCCCGUUAUUCUCUCGUGGACAGCCAUUAUCGCCAGCGGAACAUCCAAAGGCAGUCAUAUUGACCGAGCCAUUACGAAUGUCUACAUUGCCAUACUCAACUCCGCAGAGGUUGUUGUCACGCGCGAAUCGAAUCGAGGGGUCAAAAUAAUCGAAUCGAUUCUACCGCCGAGCGAAACGGCUCUGAAGCAAUUGGAAACGGCCAUAGGACAGGCGGACACUGAGUUGGGGAAGUGGAUACAGGUUGACGAGAGCCUCUCAAGGGACAGGGAGGCAAGAGAGAUACUGGCCGGGAUUGACAGACUCCAGUCUAGCAUCAAUCAGAUCAACGACCAGAUCCCUGCACUUCCCGAAGCCGAGGGUGUCACUUUCGAGUCGUUUGCCAACCAAGAUGAUCCCCGCUGCCUAGAGAACAUCCGAGUCGAUAUCUUCCGAACUAUCUACGACUGGGCCGUCGAUCCGGACACUCAGUACUCGUCAUACCUGAAGCGAUGA
Molecule: messenger RNA, 1089 nt
Organism: Aspergillus homomorphus CBS 101889
Lineage: Eukaryota; Fungi; Ascomycota; Eurotiomycetes; Eurotiales; Aspergillaceae
Exons: 3
Coding region: 1-1089 (362 amino acids)
Source: RefSeq, a predicted model, not a curated record